UUUUUUUCUCAUCCCCUCUCUUUUUUUCUAAACCAGCAAAGUAACUGGUUCAGCGCUGCUCAAAAUAAAAAGAUUUGAAUAUCUCGACCAGAUAAAUUGCUAAUAAUGGCUGCUGCUCCCAAGGACAUUGAGAAGCCCCAUGGCGGCGAUUCUGCAUCUGUGCACCGCAUCCGUAUCACCCUGACCUCCAGGAACGUCCGCUCCUUGGAGAAUGUGUGCCGUGACCUGAUCAACGGUGCCAAGAACCAGAAUCUGCGUGUCAAGGGCCCCGUGCGCAUGCCAACCAAGACUCUCCGCAUCACCACCCGUAAGACUCCUUGCGGUGAGGGUUCCAAGACAUGGGAUCGUUUCCAGAUGAGAAUCCACAAGCGCAUCAUCGAUUUGCACUCUCCAUCUGAGAUCGUCAAGAAGAUCACGUCGAUCAACAUCGAGCCCGGUGUAGAGGUUGAGGUUACCAUUGCCAACUAGAUUCGGCCAAUGACCUUUUCAAUGCUAUACUGAAAAGUUUUUGCAUUUUUAAUAAAAAAUCAACAGCUCUUCUUAAUCAAA
This is a messenger RNA of Drosophila busckii, 549 nucleotides long. RefSeq names its product 40S ribosomal protein S20 (gene RpS20). Gene Ontology annotation, cellular component: ribosome; cytosolic small ribosomal subunit. NCBI's taxonomy places the organism in Eukaryota, Metazoa, Arthropoda, Insecta, Diptera, Drosophilidae. The transcript has 4 exons. Gene Ontology annotation, biological process: translation. The record is from RefSeq and is a predicted model, not a curated record. The coding region runs from base 106 to 468 and encodes 120 amino acids. Gene Ontology annotation, molecular function: structural constituent of ribosome; RNA binding.